AUGGCAUCUAAGAUUGUCCUAGUAACCGGAGCCAACAACGGCAUCGGCUAUGAAACAGUCAAAGCUCUACUCCAAUCCACAAAAGCAACCUACCACAUCUUCCUGGGUAGUCGGUCCAUCGAAAAGGGCAACAAGGCGCUGGAGGCCCUCAAGGCCGAAGUGCCCGAUACGAAAAGCAGCGUUGAACUCCUCCAACUUGACCUAACCGACGAUGUAUUCAUUGAGUCAGCCUAUGACACAGUGCGCAAUAAACAUGACCACAUUGAUACCCUCGUGAACAAUGCCGGCGCCAGCUUCGACGGCGAGCUGCAAGCUGGCCGGGUCUCGCUCCGCGAGUGCUUCACCAAAGCAUACGACGUCAAUCUAGCCGGUACACAUGUCUUGACCUACACCUUCAUGCCCCUACUUCUGAAGUCAGCGGAUCCGCGAUUAGUCUUCGUGGCGGGUCUGUCUCAUAUCACCCAGGCUGCUAAAUCGUACUUCCCGACACCGCCGCUGCCCGCGGGUUGGCCGAAGAAAGUUGAUUUCGAGACCAUUGGGUAUCGGUGUAGCAAGACGGCUUUGAAUAUGCUGAUGUUGGAUUGGAAUCAUAAACUCAAGGCGGAUCGGGUGAAGGUCUGGGGUGCUGAGCCGGGAUUUCUGGUGACGGGCUUGGGGGGUGUGACUGAGAAGGUGAGGGAGAUGGGGGGCGGACAUCCUAGUAUUGGGGGUGUUUUUAUUAAGGAUGUUGUGGAAGGAGUUAGGGAUAGUGAUGUUGGGAAGUUGGUGCAGAAGAAUGGGCUUUCGGCUUGGUGA
Messenger RNA from Aspergillus nomiae NRRL 13137, 795 nucleotides. Its product is annotated as putative short-chain dehydrogenase. The record is from RefSeq and is a predicted model, not a curated record. The coding region runs from base 1 to 795 and encodes 264 amino acids. The transcript has 2 exons. Lineage: Eukaryota; Fungi; Ascomycota; Eurotiomycetes; Eurotiales; Aspergillaceae.